AUGGCAACACACGUCCUCGCCGUGAGCAGCACCAGCCUCGCCAUCUCGACGACUACAUGGUGGACCUGCCUCAGCGACGGUUGCCACAUGAUGAGACACACUGCUGGCCAGUCUGCAACAGAGUACAGCAGGCCCUGGGAGGUGACACACACGCCCCCUGCUGGACACACCGCUGCAGACACGUCAGCAGCCAUACUCCUGGCUCUUCAGGAGAUCAAAAGGGAAACCAAGGAGAUAAGGGAGGACUCCAGGCAGCUGCAGAGGGAGGUGCAGUUCCUGAUGCAGCAGCACCAGUCCACCCCUCCACGUUCGCCUGCCAGAGAAGUCACCACCAGAGUGGAUCAGGUGACGUCCACCCCACACCAGAGGUCGGCUCCCCAACACUCAUCGCCGCUCAUUGCAGAGCUGUCCGAGCAAGUGCGGAGCAUGAACCUGUCAAAAGGUCAGCUGCCAUCACCAUCAUCAGGGGUCACGCCGGAGUACGUAAUGCCGUACAGUCCACGGCACCCAUCAGUGGCCCAGCGACAACAGCCAGUGUUCCCCUCAUCAGCGGACCUGAGUUCCCAGUUCUGCGGCCACAUCACCGUGACCUCCGACCCCGCAGUGCCUGAUGCAGGUAACUUCAGCCUGUACCCGGAGCUGCUGGAGGCCACGCGGAGAAGUAGCGACACAGAUGGCAAGAGACCUAAACCAGUGGAACGUCGCCAGAUGGUACCAAUACUCACAGAUGAAAUGAGAAGAUAUGAAGCUAAUCCCAAUCGUGCACAGUGCCUAUCUGUGGUUCAAAAUAUCAUCAGGUAG
Molecule: messenger RNA, 801 nt
Organism: Menidia menidia (Atlantic silverside)
Lineage: Eukaryota; Metazoa; Chordata; Actinopteri; Atheriniformes; Atherinopsidae
Source: the annotation of a GenBank genome assembly